This is a messenger RNA of Osmia bicornis bicornis, 1221 nucleotides long. RefSeq names its product probable enoyl-CoA hydratase. NCBI's taxonomy places the organism in Eukaryota, Metazoa, Arthropoda, Insecta, Hymenoptera, Megachilidae. The transcript is spliced from 4 exons. The record is from RefSeq and is a predicted model, not a curated record. Bases 169 to 1107 code for a protein of 312 amino acids.
AUAUUCCAAAUAUCGAUACUGUGUCGCCCAUCACUACUUCAAACACCUGAAUAGAAAAAAGAAUAAUUUAAAAAGAACUUUUGUUCUGUACAAAUAGAUCAUUUAUAAAGAGAUUUAUAAAGAUAAAGAGAUACUUAUAAAAUUUUUAAUAUAUUUUCAUAAUCAUAAAUGCAUCCUGUAAAGAGAUUAUUAAGGGUAAUUAAUCCACAUCGCAAGCAUUGUUUAAAUAAAUGUUUAACCUCUAAAGCAUCGGAAAAUGAAGAGAUUGAAGUUCAAAAAGAGCAGAAUAUUAUGAUCAAUUAUUAUGAUAAAAUUACUACAAUCGGUAUAAAUCGUCCAGAGAAGAAGAACUGUUUAAAUACUGUGACUGCACAAGAACUGUCAGAGGAGUUGGAUAAAUUUGAUAAUGAUGAGAAUUCUGUAGUAGCUGUACUUCACGGUGUUGGAGGAAAUUUUUGUAGCGGUUAUGAUCUUGAAGAAAUUGCACAGUAUAAUGGAAAGAAUGAAGAAAUUUUACCACAGUUUGGUUCAUUGGGUAAUAGGAUUGAAUUAAGUAAAAAACCUUUAAUUGCUGCUAUAGAUGGGUAUGCUUUAGGUGUAGGAUUUGAACUUGCUUUAAUGUGUGAUUUAAGAGUAAUGGAAGAAAGUGCUAUGUUAGGAUUUGUAAAUAGACGUUUUGGUAUUCCGAUAUUAUCUGGUGGCACUGUUAGAUUACCAGCCUUAAUUGGUUAUUCAAGAGCAAUGGAUCUGAUCUUAACAGGUCGAAUUAUCGGCGCAAAAGAAGCGUUUUCGUGGGGUUUAAUUAACCGAUACACGUGCGAGGGUACAGCAUUAGGUGAUGCAUUGAAUCUUGCAAAAUCACUUGUUAAGUUUUCUCAAAAAACACUGCUCGCAGAUCGUGCUUCUGCGCACUUUGCCACGUUUUCUGCUAAACAACUAGAAGAAGCUUUACAGUUUGAAAAAGACCACGCAUCUCAUUUAUUAUUUGAAGAAGGUGUUAAAGGAGCAAAAAGGUUUAUUACAGAAGGGAUAGGAAAGCAUGGAAAAUUUUUAGAUAUAACAAAAGCGAAUACAGAGUUUAGGGAAUUAGAUAAAAAUCUCUUAUAAAAAUUGUAUGUAUGUAUGUUUCCUUUUCAAAAGAGAAGAGAUCUGUACAGAGAUUCUAUGACGAAUGUACAUAAUAUACUUAAGUUUCAAUUAAAACUUUGGUACAAAAUCAAA